AUUCACAGAGCCGACGAAGAAGAAGAGUCCAACCCGGACGGUCCUGGUACUAGACUGCCCUCGAACGACAGGCCGUACACUCCCUCCACCGUCGACACCAGCCCUAGGAGUCUCCCUCGAGGAUCUACGGCGUUGAGGAUACCAUGGUAGCAGUUCGCGGCCGCAUAUUCGAGGUCUCCUUCGACGAGUACGUCGGGACUGUCAACGGGCUCUUCAACUUCUUGGAGAUCUUGGGAGGCCUAGUGUUGUACUUCAUGAUGGGCAACACGGAGACGAAAUCGCAGAGCUGCCUGGAGGGUACUGCGUACACCUUCUUCUUCAACGGCAUCUUCAUGCUCGUGUCCAGCUUCCUGAGCGCCACCUCUUCCUACUACCUGCCCAGCCUUUUCUACUACGUGCUGUUCAACGGGACGGCCGCAUUCAUGUACAUCUUCACAAGCGUCGGGGUUGUCCGAGAAUCGAACGAAGUCGGCGGGCCUCCAGUCGUUGGUCUAAUGACCGGAGGCAUACACGCCUUUCAUUGCGCCUACUCGACGUACAAGAACUACUACCAGUGAAGCUGGGACCGACGAAAGCAUCGGUGCCUACCCGUCCCGUUGCAGCGGAUGUAUAUCAUCGCAUCCGGCGCUCCCUUUGUUUAGCAGCGGCUGGUAAUAAACUACGUAGCGCCACGCGUACUGAUAGCGCCAGUUAUUAAACAGUGUAAAGUGGCUCGUCCUACUAGGAUCGGUUCUUCGGUGUCUCGUUGUGCAUAUGUAACGUUCCAGAAAGCAUAUCAUUAAAGAUUGUUCUUCUUUUC
Dermacentor albipictus is the source of this 799-nucleotide messenger RNA. RefSeq lists its product as uncharacterized. Lineage: Eukaryota; Metazoa; Arthropoda; Arachnida; Ixodida; Ixodidae. The record is from RefSeq and is a predicted model, not a curated record.